UCAACAAUUCUAUUACUUCCUCAUGCAUCUCAUGGUUUUACUCACAUACACACACAUGUUGCUAUCCGGCAGUCAUGCCGUAAACACCAACUUCGAAGCUAUGAGUGUUAGCUUCCUGUCGUGAGAAAUGACUGCGGCAUCGUGAAAUGCCAACAUGAAUUGUAAACAGACCUCAUACAUUGUAGAACAACUCACUUCUGCGAGGACGAAGCAGUUUCCUCCCGACAGUCACGGCGUAUCCAAAUGUCUUCUAUAAGUUCAGUUCAGAUCUUCUCUUCCCAUCUCUUCAUCUUAAAGCGCGAUCCCAUCAAUUUCCAUCCAUCAAUAACCUUUUCAUUCAUUCAUUCGGUAUCUAAGAUACGGGAUAAGAAAAAAAACAUAUCGAUUAAGUCUUAGGAUUAAGUCAGAAUUAACCAUACGAAACCAAUAAUAAGGAUAGAUAAUAGGAAAUAGAGAGAGAGAGAGAUAGCUAUGGCGGACGUGAACCAUAGCUGGGAUAACGCAAAUUUCGUGCCCGUCCUCGGAGAGGACAUCCCAGGCAUAACGUCCGCGUGCGAGAGGCUGGGCGACUUGUUAGGGAUCCACGAAGAGACAUGCAAGGAGGUAAAAGAGCACGUAGCAACGAACUACGAGUGCGCCGUCCUCGAGAGCCUCGGUAUAACCAUCGGCUUCCCGAGACAAGGCAUAACACAGUACCUCGGGAGUAGGCCUGGCGGCCAGAGAUUCCUCGCUCUUGUCUGCGCCUUGGGGACCGCCUUCGAUCCGCCCGAAAGCGCGCAGGUGGUAGCGAGUCUGAUGGGCAGCCACCUCAAGCUGGGAGCGAUGCCACGUCCUACGGCCGAGAAGCUUUGCCCGCUACUCGACACCGUCAAGGCGCAAUGCAACUUGUCCAACUUCGCCAACCUCGUCGCGGAUUACGAGAUAACGUUGACGCGCGAGCUCCGCAAACGACGCCUCGGUCCCGCCGCCUGUUCAGGUCGCCUAGACAAAACCCCCGACACGGACGCGGUGACCAAGCUAGCCCAGUUAUUGUUGUCGAAUAAAUCCGCGGAGUCCGGCGAGAGAAGGCCGAAGGCGAUAACGAUCCAAGCGGGGAGCUGCGUGCCCUGGCUCGUCGCCUUCCUGCGCUGGUGGCUGCGCAAGACCCCUGUGGUCUACCUCGGAGAAGGCCAGCCAGCGAGCCAGCAGCAAUGCGAAAAGAUCAUCCAAGGCGACACCAGCAUCGGGAUCAAGCUCGGGUUUCCCGCGACGCAGAAAGACGGCAGCGCGCCGGAACUCGUCCGGGUCAGGGCCGUGUACUCGCCGUCGCACUGGGAAGACUGGACCUUCCGCCACGGCCGGGCGGAGCGACGCUACGGCGGCCUCGUCUCGAUCCCCACGUACUUCCGCCUCAUGCUCAACGCCUUCCGGCUGGACCAGGGCCAGGCCAACCAGGCCGCCGUGGAGGUAAUUCCGUACGCGCUGUCCGAGGCGCGGAAGAGCCUGACGAUGUGCUCCGAGGGGUGCGUGUCCCGCGGCCGGUGGGGCGUGCCCUGCGCCACGACGACGGAUCUCGCCGGCGCCAAGUCCAAGCUCUGGCUGCAGUCGCAGGAGGAAAAAGAGAAGGAGAAGGAGGGGGAGGAGGGGCACAACAAAGAGGCGGUCCUGGCAAGCGAGCUAGCGAAGAUCCGCUCGGGCCGCUUCGAGCCGUUCCCGGAGCGGGCCGAGAUCAACAGCAUUCUGCGGCUGGUCGGCGGGUGCGAGGGGAAGCACAUGCAGGACCUGCGCAGCAAGCAGAUGGGGCUGCCGAUCUACGGGCACAAGGAAGCCGCCGCGUUCCUGGGGCAGGCGAAGCACGAAUCCGAGCGCGAGGCGUGGAUGGCGGGGGGUUUGUUCCGGUCGCAGCUGCCGCUGGGCCAGCCCGGCGCGACGACGGUGUUCGUCGAGCAGAUGGCGCACGUGGUGGCGACGAUCCUGGCGCUCUCGCUGUUCCGCAACCCCGAGCCGCGGCAGCAGCAGCAGCAGCAGCAACGGCUCAUGGUGCGGCCGGACCCGCUCGUCUGGCAGAGCGCGGAGGUAGCGCCGAGCACGGUGAUCUCGGCGAUAUGCCGGGUGUUCCGGGGGCAGACGGCGUGCAGCGACGUGACGGAGUGGCACCGGGUGUGCCGGAAGCUCGCGGGCGAAUCGGAGGAAGGACGGCCGGAGAUCGAGCGGCGGAACGUGAUCAUAUCGGGGGGCGCCGGGCAGGCGGUGUGGCCGGCAACGAUAGUCGGGGCGGAGAAGCUGCCCGCGAGCGAUGAGAGCUACCUGCGGCUGCGGUGGUGCCGGGGGAAGAUCUUCAACAGCCAGGUCCAGCGGUCGUACCGCAGCGUCGUGGCCGCGAACUCGCACGUCACGCCGGACUGGGCACUAUCCCAAAGCGCAACUGCAACUGCAACGGGGACGAUGACGAUGACGAUGACAGCGGCCGCGGGACGACAACUCGCGGAAAAUACCCGGUACGUGUUCAACUCGGUGUUCCACCCGCAGAGCAACCAGGUCCUCGAAUGCAGCAUGGUCCGGACGCUGGAGUACGAAGGCAACAAGAUCACGAGCGCGGCUCUAGAUCCCACAGGCGUAAUCAAAGCCCUAGCCUCCGCGGAACGCAUCGAGUCGUGCCCGCACGACGAGAAGGCGUCUGUGGACAUGGACAGCACUACCACGAACGCUCGCGGCCACGAUGGCACGAUAGUUCCCGACAUGUAUCUCUGCACGCCCGAGAACCCGCUCCCCUGGCUGCGGGACUGGGCACGCAGGGCGGACGACGAGCAAGUAGCGCGGCAAGGUCUGAGCGAGCUGCUCCAGCGCGUGAGGAGCAUGGGAGGCGGGCCAGCAUCUGGCGCCGUGGCGGUGAUCCCUACCGCGGGUGACGACCGACUGCGGAUAUUUACUCUGUCCAAACCUGUCGGAGCGCAUGUAGCUAUUAGGGGACACGCGUGUCUGGCCUGCUGUGUUAAGUUCUGCAAGCAUUUUGGAUUUAGCGUGCUUGUGCUAUGAUGGUCGAGUAUGAGACCUUAUAAACACUAGGGAAGUAUGUUUGGUGGCUUUUGUAUAGCACGUCUAUUAUGAUGGGAAGAAGUCGGGAUAUUUAAGGAUAAGCAUUUUUUAACAGCGAACAUCUGUUGGUAUCAACAUG
Messenger RNA from Daldinia caldariorum, 3154 nucleotides. RefSeq lists its product as uncharacterized. Bases 472 to 3015 code for a protein of 847 amino acids. The record is from RefSeq and is a predicted model, not a curated record. Lineage: Eukaryota; Fungi; Ascomycota; Sordariomycetes; Xylariales; Hypoxylaceae. The transcript has a single exon.